AUGUAGUUAGGAAUUACUAGUACUCAAAAUGCGAACCCAAACUACUACAUAGAAUAUAUAGGCACCAAGUCGAUUAAGUAGCUAGCCCAAAAAUGUAUCCUACAGCUCCUGACCAUGAGAAAUAUGCAGGUGAUCAUGAUCACCAUAUUCCAGGUCAUGUUCCAGCUUUGAGUCCUCAUGGUGCAGCAAGAGUCUAUGCUCCUCCAUAUGUAGUAAGUACGGUGCGGUCUGCUCGUCAUGUAGGAGGGGAGUGGUCAAGUGGUCUUUGCCAUUGUUGUGAUGAUCCUGCAAAUUGUCUGAUCACUUUAUUUUGCCCUUGCAUCACAUUCGGCCAGAUAGCUGAGAUAGUGGAUCAAGGUUCCUCGUCUUGUGCUCAAAAGGGAACUUGUUAUGGGAUUCUUCUUUCAACUACUGGUCUUGCUUGCUUGUACUCGUGUUUCUAUCGGUCGAAGUUGAGAGGUCAGUACGACUUGGAAGAAGCACCUUGUGUGGAUUGCCUAGUUCAUUUCUGCUGUGCUACUUGUGCACUUUGUCAAGAGUACAGAGAGCUCAGGAGUCGUGGUUUUGAUAUGGGAAUCGGUUGGGAAGCUAACUUGGACAGACAAAGGCGAGGAGUUACUCAAGCUCCGAUUGUGGCACCAGGCAUGACAAGAUAAAUGACCAGACAAGAGAAAAAUUACAUGCAGAUGGCAGCGGUUCUUGUACACUCUUUUUAUUAUAUUCUCUUGCUACUAAAUGCUGGUUUGGAGAGUUUGCCCAUCUGUUCUUUGCUGUACCAUCUUAAUAAAAGUGUACAUGUUGUAUAAAAAAA
This is a messenger RNA of Rosa chinensis, 811 nucleotides long. Its product is annotated as protein PLANT CADMIUM RESISTANCE 2. The coding region runs from base 93 to 656 and encodes 187 amino acids. The transcript is spliced from 4 exons. NCBI's taxonomy places the organism in Eukaryota, Viridiplantae, Streptophyta, Magnoliopsida, Rosales, Rosaceae. The record is from RefSeq and is a predicted model, not a curated record.